Molecule: messenger RNA, 366 nt
Organism: Nerophis lumbriciformis (worm pipefish)
Lineage: Eukaryota; Metazoa; Chordata; Actinopteri; Syngnathiformes; Syngnathidae
Source: RefSeq, a predicted model, not a curated record
AUGCGUCUUAAUGUAGCGCUGGACGCAAGGCUAGCAAUGGACAAAUUUGAUGACGGACAAUGGAAGAAACUAAGGGACUGCAGUGACUACUGGAGUGAAUACAGACACUGCAAGAGCUUUAGGAAUCGUUUCCAUCACUACUACACUUAUGGUACCUCUCCACACUGCCAGCAGUGGAAAGAGGACUACUACAACUGUAAAGCGUUUGAGAAGAACGCAAGCACGGAUGCAAAGGAAGCAUUGCAGAAAAGUGAAAGGGACCGAAUAGCAGAGCAGAGGAAGUUUCCCCCAGUCUGGGAGCUGAGACGAGACCCACCCAGUGACUGGCACCUGCCUCUCAACCAUGAAAAACCUCAGGAAUCUUGA